Molecule: messenger RNA, 1534 nt
Organism: Sorghum bicolor (sorghum)
Lineage: Eukaryota; Viridiplantae; Streptophyta; Magnoliopsida; Poales; Poaceae
Exons: 1
Coding region: 168-1238 (356 amino acids)
Source: RefSeq, a predicted model, not a curated record
GAAACGGCCCCGCGAGUUAAAAACUCCCACCUCCACGCUCUCCCACGCUUCCCGUUCUCCCACCACCCCCCCAUUUCCCACUUCCCACCUCCCUUCCCACCCAUCCCACCGGCGCCACCACCAAGGCACUGGCACCAACCCACCUCCACCACCACCACCCCGGCGAUAUGAUGGCCGCGACAGCCAGCGGCGCGGCGGACGAGCCGGCGGUCGCCUGCGACGACAGCGCCUGCUCCACGCCCUUCGUCAGCGCGCCGUCCAGCCCGACCCGCGACCGGGACCGGGACCCUUACCCGUCCCACUUCUUCUUCAGCGCGCCGACCAGCCCCACCCGCGGCGGCGGGGGGAAGGACGCCGCCGUUCCCGGCGUCCUCGACUUCGACUUCGACUUCUCCUCGCGGUUCCCGUCGCCCUCUGCUGCGGCCAUGUCCUCCGCCGACGAGCUCUUCCACAACGGCCAGAUCCGCCCCGUCCGCCUCGCCGCCGCGCUGCUCCAGCCCCACCCGGACCCCGCCGUGCUUCUCGACUUCCCCCACGACGCCGCCGCGGACACGGACGCGGUGCGGGAGGAGGUGGAGGUGGAGGCGGACGAGCGUGGCCGCGUCCGGACCCGCUCCGUGCGCCGGAAGGCGCGCUCCAUGUCUCCGUUCCGCACGCACUGGCGGACCGCGUCCCACGUGCCUGCAGCACCGACGGUGCCCGUCCCGGAGCACGAGUCUGCAGAUGAGGCGCGGCAGACUGCGACCCCUGCGGCGUCGCGCUCGUCGUCGUCCUCGUCCACCGCCUCCUCCGCCUCGUCCGCGUCCUCCUCGUCCUCCCGCGGAUCCCGCCGAUGGGGUGGGUUCCUCAAGGACCUGCUCCACCGGAGCAAGUCGGACGGCGGCAAGACCACACACCACGCCCAGCAUUCCCACCACGCUGCUGCUCCAGCUUCGCCAACCGCGCAGUCCAAGACGAGCACUCGUCCGUCUCCGUCACCCGCGGCGGCGAAGGGGACUAGGGGUGGGACGCCGGGGCACCGCGGCGGCGGCGGCGGCAGGAGGAGGUCGGCGCACGAGCGGCUGUACGAGGCGCGGCGCGCCGAGGCCGAGGAGAUGCGUCGCCGGACGUCGCUGCCGUACCGUCAGGGCCUGCUACUCUUCGGCUGCAUCGGGCUCGGCAACCGCAGCAGCUACGGCGCUGUGCACGGCCUCGCCAGGGGACUCAACGCCGCCGCCGCCGUCUCCUCCAGGUCGUGACUCGCGACCGGCACCGGCGCAAGCGUCCGUAGGCGGCGGCAUUGCUGGCCGGCUGAGGGUGCUCUGUCAGUGUGGUGGUGGUAGUGUUCAGUGGCUAAUCAAUCCACUGUGAACAAGUGCAAAAUCUGCAAAGAAUGUAGUAGAAGUACUAGUAGAUUAUUAGGAGAUGAUGGUUCUUUUGUGGUUGAAUCUGUCUGCUCGUAUAAUAUAGCCUAUUGUAUGGAUUUUGGGGGUCAAGCUUGUUUAUCCCACAGAGAUUAGUGAGUACUGUUAAAAUGCUUGUUCAUGUGAGCUAA